Molecule: messenger RNA, 2354 nt
Organism: Lactuca virosa
Lineage: Eukaryota; Viridiplantae; Streptophyta; Magnoliopsida; Asterales; Asteraceae
Source: the annotation of a GenBank genome assembly
GGCAUUAAAAAGGAGAACAAACCACUGUCAAGUACUAACAAACAUAACCAAAGAAGAAGAUAAGAGGCAGCUUCUCUCAAGCCCAAAAAAGCAGUGCUUAAAAGCUCUCAAGAAACACAGUUUUUUUAGAGAGAGAGAGAGAGAAAAAGAAAAGAAAGGCAAAAAAUGGAAGACGAUAUGAUGUUCUUGAAAUGGUGGUUGAAAGUGGUGUUGAUUUUAUUGAUAGUGAUGGUGUUUGGUGUGAAGAUUUUUGUGUUGUUAUGGUGGAAGCCAAGGAAGAUUGAAGAGCAUUUUGCCAAACAAGGCAUAAGGGGACCUCCUUAUUGCUUCUUUAUUGGUAAUGCUAAAGAGCUUGUGAGUUUAAUGGUGGAAGCUUCUUCAAAACCCAUGCCUUUUUCUCACAAUAUUCUCCCGAGAGUUCUCUCUUUUUACCAUCAUUGGAAGAAAAUCUACGGUCCAACUUUUUUAGUAUGGUUUGGACCCACGGUUCGGCUAACAGUAGCCGAACCUGACCUAAUUCGAGAAAUAUUCAGCUCGAAAGCGGAAUUUUAUGAAAAAAAUGAAGCCCACCCUCUCAUCAAACAACUUGAAGGUGAUGGUCUCCUUAGCCUCAAAGGUGAAAAAUGGGCUCUCCAUAGAAAAAUCAUCACUCCCACCUUUCACAUGGAGAAUCUCAAAUUACUCAUACCCAAUGCCACAACAAGUAUUGUGAGAAUGUUAGAAAAAUGGUUAGAUAUGUCAAAUUCCGAUGAAGUCGAAAUUGAAGUGUCACAAUGGUACCAAAAUUUAACUGAGGAAACCGUCACAAGGACCGCAUUUGGUAGUAGUUAUGAAGAUGGAAAACACAUUUUUCAAUUACAAGCUCAACAAAUGGUCUUGGCUUCUGAAGCAUUUCAAAAGGUCACUAUCCCGGGUUAUAGGUUUUUACCCACGAAAAGGAAUAGAGAAUCUUGGAGAUUAGAGAGGGAAAUCAAGAAAUCGUUAAUGAGGGUAAUUGAAAGGAGAAGGGAAAAUUGGGAUAACGAAGGAAUGGAAAAUGGGCCUAAGGAUUUGCUUGGGCUUAUGAUCCAGGCGAGUACAAAAGAAUCGGUGAAUUCCUCGCCGGCGACGGCACCCGCCAUCACGGCACGUGACAUUGCGGAGGAGUGCAAGAGUUUUUUUUUCGCCGGAGAACAGACGACAUCCAACCUGCUGACGUGGACGACGGUCUUGCUAGCGAUGCACCCACAGUGGCAGGUGAUAGCACGUGACGAGGUGCUUAAGGUGUGCGGACCACGUGACAUCCCCACCAAAGAUGAUGUUUCCAAGCUUAAGACGCUGACCAUGAUUCUCAACGAGUCCUUGAGGUUGUACCCUCCGAUUGUCGCAUCGAUUCGACGAGCAAAGGCGGAUGUCCAAUUGGGAGGAUGUAAGGUCCCACGUGGGACCGAGCUUCUUAUUCCAAUCCUAGCCGUUCAUCAUGAUCAAGCAAUAUGGGGCAAUGAUGCUAAUGAAUUCAACCCAUCACGGUUUUCAGAUGGAGUAGCUCGUGCUGCUAAACACCCAGUGUCAUUCAUACCUUUUGGGAUCGGUGUACGUACGUGCAUUGGACAAAAUCUAGCAAUGUUACAAGCAAAAUUGACACUUGCAAUCAUUUUACAAAGAUUCUCCUUUCGGUUGUCUCCAAAGUAUCAACACGCACCAACGGUUUUGAUGCUACUCUACCCACAAUAUGGUGCACCGAUUAUCUUCAAAUCUCUAUCGUCGAAUUCAAGCAUCAAAGAAGAUCAAGGGUUGUAAAUUGUCCUUACUAUACUUGUCAUAUGUAUGCGAGUGAAUCCUAUGCUUUCUAGUGACCAAUCCCCCAAAAAGAACCAAAAAGAAAGAAUCUAUUACAUACAAUCAUCGUAUCAUUUCAUUUUACAGAUAUGAUACAAUAAACCAGUUGAACUGUUAUGUAAUGACAGUUUUAUUGGUUCCGUGAUUAGAAACCAAUAUGUCAUUAACAAACAAUUUUAACUGAUUUAGUGUAUUACACUUGUAAAAUCAUAUAAUACGGGAUUGUGUUCUUUUUUAUUUUUUUUAGAAAGAGUGAAAAGAAAACAAAAGGUUUAAGAAGCCCUUUUUUGCAAAUUAGUAAUUUGCACAAGGUUAGGAGAUGAGGUAAGUAAGAUCGUGUUUUCUAUCAUUCCUCCCCAUUUGUUCACUAAAAUAGCAAUACUAACCCCUCUAAGUUUAAAAAAUGCCAUGUAUUUGCCAAAAAAGUUUGGAUUUUGGGCAUGUAACUUUUUAUCCUUGGCUAGUUAGACAUAUCUCUCCCCCAUGUGUAUGUAGUGUACAUUUUGCUCAAUUCUAACAACAAUUUUGUAAAUACA